AUGGUUGUACGACGGCUCGCGGGGUCUGCUCGCGGCGGUUCUAAUCGCCGGAGGAAGAGGCUGGUCGCGGCGUCUGGUCGUGACAGGGUUCGCCGGAAGCCGCGCAAUUCACGCGUGAACAAGGGUCGCCGGAAUUCUUCGCGAGAUGGAGGCGGAACUGGGCAGCGACUCACGACGUGGGAGGAGAGCGGGUCGUGGCGUAGCUGGGGUCUCGUCGCCGGCGGGGCGGCUGUUCCAAGUGGAGUACGCGAUGGAGGUGGUGAAGCAGAAGAGUUCGAGACGAUGGAAGAAAAAACUGGAAAUUGGAGAUUGUGGGUGGGGCCAUGA
This is a messenger RNA of Striga asiatica, 327 nucleotides long. Lineage: Eukaryota; Viridiplantae; Streptophyta; Magnoliopsida; Lamiales; Orobanchaceae. The record is from the annotation of a GenBank genome assembly.